Messenger RNA from Rhipicephalus microplus (southern cattle tick), 835 nucleotides. RefSeq lists its product as uncharacterized. Lineage: Eukaryota; Metazoa; Arthropoda; Arachnida; Ixodida; Ixodidae. The record is from RefSeq and is a predicted model, not a curated record.
GCCAGGACAAAUGGAGGUGGAAGCAGCACAAAUUUUAUUUGGCCGCUCAUUGGAGAGACAUGGGCUCCGCUACACAACCAUGUUGUGUGAUGGAGACAGCCGGACCUUCAACAGUCUGCAGGAGGCAAGGGCAAACUGACAGGCGAGCUGGUCACAAAGCUCACGUCGUAUUAUAGAUGGGCUUUACAAAGCAACCAAGGAAGCAUUGAGGCCAUGAAUAAUGCUGUCUGGGCAACCCUUUUAUCACGUAGCAUCUACUGAUGCAAGCCCUCAGCACUCUCACUGCCCAACUAGGUGAAGAGUCAUGGUGCAAGUACAACAAGGCUGUUGCCAAGCAGGAGACUCCUCCGAAUCAUCGCUACAACCUGCCGGAGUACGUGGUUGAUGCCUUGCGGCCUAUUUACACGCGCCUCUCUGACAAGAAAUUGCUGGAGCGUUGUCAGCGAGGCAAAACACAGAACCCAAACGAGAGCCUGCACUCCGUCAUCUGGUCGCUCGUGUCCAAAAACAAACACGCGUCGCUUUUCACCGUUGAAGCUGCUGUGGCCGAAGCUGUUGCAAGGUUCAAAGCUGGCAAAGGGAGAGCAGAUGCCGCCAUAUUGAAGGAGCUGCAUCUGCAGCAGAGUGUUGUGGCCGCUGAAAGAUGCUCAGAAUAGGACAGUCGCCGACUAGUGGCAUCGGAGAAGAAGCAUGAGCAUGCUGAAAACUUCAAGCAUGCCAUGAAAAGAAAGCGCACCAAGGAGAAUGAUGAUGACUACAUUCCUGGUGGCUUCUAACAUGGUUAAUACACCGAUUCACGCCUUUUCUUGUUCAAUAUAAGUGCUCAGCAUGUUCC